AUGGCGGAACACAAACAUACCAACAUACCAAAAAUGGCCAAACACAAGCAUACCAACCUACCAAAAAUGGCGGAACACAAACAUACCAACCCAUCAAAAAUGGCGGAACACAAACAUACCAACCUACCAAAAAUGGCGGAACACAAACAUACCAACAUACCAAAAAUGGCGGAACACAAACAUAUCAACACAUCAAAAAUGGCCGAACACAAGCAUACCAACCUACCAAAAAUGGCGGAGCACAAACAUACCAACAUAUCAAAAAUGGCGGAACACAAACAUACCAACCUACCAAAAAUGGCGAAACACAAACAUACCAACCCAUCAAAAAUGGCGGAACACAAACAUACCAACCUACCAAAAAUGGCGGAACACAAACAUACCAACCCAUCAAAACUGGGGGAACACAAACAUACCAACCCAUCAAAAAUGGCGGAACACAAACAUACCAACCUACCAAAAAUGGCGGAACACAAACAUACCUACGGUGAACCCAUCAAAAAUGGCGGAACACAAACAUACCAACCUACCAAAAAUGGCGGAACACAAACAUACCAACAUACCAAAAAUGGCGGAACACAAACAUACCAACCUACCAAAAAUGGCGGAACACAAACAUACCACCCUACCAAAAAUGGCCAAACAAAAACAUACCACCCUACCAAAAAUGGCGGAACACAAACAUACCAACAUACCAAAAAUGGCGGAACACAAACAUACCAACCUACCAAAAAUGGCGGAACACAAACAUACCAACAUACCAAAAAUGGCGGAACACAAACAUACCAACCUACCAAAAAUGGCGGAACACAAACAUACCAACAUACCAAAAAUGGCGGAACACAAACAUACCAACAUACCAAAAAUGGCGGAGCACAAACAUACCAACAUACCAAAAAUGGCGGAGCACAAACGUACCAACAUACCAAAAAUGGCCUAACACAAACAUACCAACCUACCAAAAAUGGCGGAACACAAACAUACCAACAUACCAAAAAUGGCCGAACACAAACAUACCAACCUACCAAAAAUGGCGGAACACAAACAUACCAAAAUACAUGA
Messenger RNA from Pecten maximus, 1062 nucleotides. RefSeq names its product protein rtoA-like. The record is from RefSeq and is a predicted model, not a curated record. Bases 1 to 1062 code for a protein of 353 amino acids. NCBI's taxonomy places the organism in Eukaryota, Metazoa, Mollusca, Bivalvia, Pectinida, Pectinidae. The transcript has a single exon.